AGCGAGGGAGAAGGUGAAAUUACGGCAGCAGAGAGACAAGCGACGAGCAGAAGAAGAUGGGCAGGAUGAAGCACUGCUGAAGUCUCCAGAGAGAGACAGAGGAGAGGCACAGAGGAGAGGGAGAUGAGCCGGUAACACAGAGCUGCAGCAUCUGCUUAGACAUGCCAUGCUCUGAGCCUAGAGCACGGCUACGCACUUAGGCCUCCUUCACUCAAGCAACCAGCACAACCUGCUUUCACCACAGUGAUGAGGACAGCCAGGAAGGGCAGUGUGGAGAUGCCUGCGUUUGUGCGUCAGCUGGUGAAGGAGACAGAGAAGAGGGUCAGCUCCUUCUUUAAAGGGGGCCGAGGGGGGGCUGCUGAGGGGGAGCAUCCAGCAGAAGGAGAGAGGGAGGAGGUGAUACCCAGCCCGUACCUGGACAGGCCUGUUUUGGACAAACUCACAGAGGAGGGCUGCACCCGCUGGGGGCUCACCUAUGCCCUGGGGAGCAUGCAGGGCUGGAGAGCCAACAUGGAGGACUUCCACAACUGUGUACCCCAGCUGGGGGGCGAGCUGUCCGAAUGGAGUUUCUUUGCUGUGUUUGAUGGCCAUGCGGGCAAUACAGUGGCACAAUAUUGCUCCCAGCACCUUUUAGGAAACCUCCUGACCACAGGUGGAAUGGGACCAGAGGAUGACCCUGAAAAAGUAAAAGACUCCAUUAUUGAAGGCUUUUUGCAAACGGACAAGCAUCUUCAGACAGUGGCCCGCAGAGAGGGGUGGGAAAGAGGGGGCACUACUGUGGUGGCCACUCUCAUCUCUCCAUUCUACAUCUACUUUGCGAAUUGUGGCGACUCCAGGGCCAUGCUGUGUAGAUCAGGCCAGGUGUGCUUCUCCACCAGUGACCAUAAACCGUACAGCCCCCUGGAGAAGGAGCGCAUCGAGAGCGCAGGGGGGUCCGUGUGCCUCCAAAGGAUCAAUGGCUCCCUGGCUGUGUCCCGCGCAUUGGGGGACUUCAGCUACAAAGGGGCAGAGAACAGGACUCCCAGUGAGCAGAUGGUGUCACCUGAACCUGAGGUGUGUGUGGUGGAGCGCUCCCCAGCCGAUGAAUUCUUGGUUCUGGCCUGUGAUGGUGUUUGGGACACCAUCACUAACGAAGAGCUGUGCGCCUUCAUCCACAACCGCCUCCAAGUUUGCACUGACCUGAGGGAUGUCUGCUCCCAAGUCAUCGACCUCUGCCUUUAUAAGGGCAGCCUGGACAACAUCAGCAUCAUUGUGCUUUGUUUCCCUGGCGCCCCCCAACUUUCGGCUGAGGCACUGCAUCAGGAGGCUGAGCUGGAGGACCUGCUGGAGUCUAAAGUGGCAGAGAUUUAUGAGGAGUUUUGCAACAGAGGAGAGGAGCCUGACCUACUAUCUGUUCUCACGGUCCUGGCAUCAAGCGUCAUCCCUGGUUUACCACCAGGGGGCGGCAUACAGAGCAAGAGAAACUGCAUAAUUUCUGCAUACUAUCAGCAAAAAGAAAUACACAAGCCAACUGUACCAAAUGGAUUGGGAGGUUCCUAAGACAUUACGAGGAAAACUGAAAGAGACUGUAAUUAUUGUUAAUACAAAAUCUUCAUAUGUGCAAAAAGAGAUAGAUGUUUGUUUACACUGUGUUGACAAGCAGCACCUUGUCAGGA
Boleophthalmus pectinirostris (great blue-spotted mudskipper) is the source of this 1655-nucleotide messenger RNA. RefSeq names its product protein phosphatase, Mg2+/Mn2+ dependent, 1Nb (putative) (gene ppm1nb). Gene Ontology annotation, cellular component: nucleus; cytosol. NCBI's taxonomy places the organism in Eukaryota, Metazoa, Chordata, Actinopteri, Gobiiformes, Gobiidae. The transcript is spliced from 6 exons. The coding region runs from base 247 to 1539 and encodes 430 amino acids. The record is from RefSeq and is a predicted model, not a curated record. Gene Ontology annotation, molecular function: protein serine/threonine phosphatase activity; manganese ion binding; magnesium ion binding. Gene Ontology annotation, biological process: positive regulation of canonical Wnt signaling pathway; positive regulation of canonical NF-kappaB signal transduction; protein dephosphorylation.